AUGCUGGAAGUAGAUACCUUGAAUAUGUUAAGUGCAAAGAUGGAUAAUGUGGUUAAGAUGCUUAAUAGGCAUGUUGGUUCUAACUCUAAUCAAGGAGUAGUUGUUGCAUGUUGUACUACUUGCGGCGGAGAUCAUGAUAAUUCUAUGUGUUCUAGUAGCGAACAGGUUCAAUAUCUCAACAAUUACAACCGUCCACCCCAAAAUAAUCCAUACUUUAAUACCUACAAUCCAGGAUGGCGUAAUCACCCGAAUUUUGGAUGGAAGGAUCAAGGGAACCAACAAAGACCAAUUAAUCCACCGAGUUUUCAACCGAAGCAACCACUUCCGGAGUCCAAACCAGCUUGGGAAUUGGCAAUUGAGAAACUAGAAAAUGUAUCAAAUGAUAAAAUUGAAAAGUUAGCCAAUGCCACUACUCAACGGUUUGAGAGAAUUGAGGGAAGGAUGGACCAACUCACCAAUGUGUACAGAAAUGUUAAAAUCCAAUUGGGGCAAAUAGCUAAUGCGGUCAAUAAUCGCAACCAAGGGGACUUACCUAGCAAGAUUGAGGUGAAUCCAAGAAAACAUGUGAAGGCCAUAACCCUCCGUAGUGGUAAGGAAGUGGGGGAGAAACUUGUAGCGAAAAGUGAAAGAGAAUUUGAAAGAAGAGAAAAUAAGCAGUUGAGUAAAUUAGGAGAAAAUGGCAAGAAAAUCAAAGGGAAAGAAAAGAUGGAAGAAAAUGAACCACAAAUUAAAGAUACAACACCAAUUCCUCCACCGGUGCCAUUUUCACAAAGAUUGAAACCUUCAAAAAAUAACAAAGAAUUUGAGAAGUUUGUCAACAUUUUCAAACAAUUACAUAUUAACAUUCCUUUUGUUGAUGCUAUUUUGCAGAUUUCUUCAUACGCAAAGUUUCUCAAGGAGAUAAUGACUAAGAAAAGGAAGUUAGUAGAUAGUGGGACAAUUGCAUUAACGGAAGAAUGUAGUGCCAUUGUUCAAAAUAAAUUGCCACCAAAGUUGAAAGAUUCAGGGAGUUUCACAGUUCCUUGCACUUUUAUAGUCCUAGAAGAGUUAGAAGACUCCCUUUUCUCUUAA
This is a messenger RNA of Coffea eugenioides, 1071 nucleotides long. RefSeq lists its product as uncharacterized. Lineage: Eukaryota; Viridiplantae; Streptophyta; Magnoliopsida; Gentianales; Rubiaceae. Bases 1 to 1071 code for a protein of 356 amino acids. The record is from RefSeq and is a predicted model, not a curated record. The transcript has a single exon.